Molecule: messenger RNA, 501 nt
Organism: Sinocyclocheilus anshuiensis
Lineage: Eukaryota; Metazoa; Chordata; Actinopteri; Cypriniformes; Cyprinidae
Product: kalirin-like
Exons: 5
Coding region: 1-501 (166 amino acids)
Source: RefSeq, a predicted model, not a curated record
AUGAGGGACAUGUGGGUAUGUAAUGUAUUGGAGAGUCUGGAACUGGAGUACAGGAGAGAGGAGGACUGGUGUGGAGGUAAUGAUAAACUGGGCUCAACGGCAGAGACGGACCACGUCAGCCCUCUCAUCAACAAACACCUGGAGCAGAAAGAAGCCUUUCUCAAGGCAUGUACUUUAGCACGUCGUAACGCGGAGGUCUUUCUUAAGUACAUCCAUCGAAACAAUGUGAGCAUGCCUGGGGUCGCCACCCACAAUCGAUCCACUGAGUCCCAAGUAAAAGCCAUUCUGAGUGAGCUGCUACAGAGGGAAAACCGUGUCCUUCAUUUCUGGACUAUGAAAAAAAGACGUUUAGAUCAAUGCCAACAGUACGUUCUGUUUGAACGACAUGCUAAACAGGCAUGGAAGCGGACUGGCUCUCAUUCCACAGCUUCAAGUUCCCUAGACGUACUUCCAGGAAUCCCUGCCAUUCCCAUGCAGUGUUACCGGCUCUGUUUAUCCUGA